Racocetra persica is the source of this 376-nucleotide messenger RNA. The record is from the annotation of a GenBank genome assembly. NCBI's taxonomy places the organism in Eukaryota, Fungi, Glomeromycota, Glomeromycetes, Diversisporales, Gigasporaceae.
AGCAACUAGAAGUUGAUGAUGCAAAGAAUAUUGUAAGCCCUAAUGAAGAAGCUAACCAAGAAAAUAUGAAAGAAUCUGAUGAAAAUGCAGAAGAACAUAAUACUCAUAGAGAGAAUUCUAUUAAUAAACUUUUUUUUAGAGUCUUCGUUAAUAACUUAUUAUCUUGUGCUGAAAGAAUCGAAAAGCCAUACUAUUCAGCUGGAAUCUAUCCAGAUGUUUGCAUCGAAUAUGAGUGCCUGAAUAUUAAUAGACCAACAAAAGAUGAGCACCCAUGUUAUAGUGAUUGUGGUAGUAACUCUCUUAACCCAAAGAAAUCUUCAAUAAGGAUUAAGAAUAAUAAAAAUAAACAAAAUGCAAGUAAAAACUUAGCUUUCAA